Messenger RNA from Bemisia tabaci, 7313 nucleotides. RefSeq names its product tropomyosin-1, isoforms 9A/A/B. The record is from RefSeq and is a predicted model, not a curated record. Lineage: Eukaryota; Metazoa; Arthropoda; Insecta; Hemiptera; Aleyrodidae.
UUUUCCAAGAUGGCAGAAGUCAACAUGUAGGGUUAAGCUUAGCUGAUAGUGAUAACUUCAUUUUAGGUUUAUUUUUUUUAUAUUUAUAAUUAAACCUUGCUGUACUAUAAUGGCUGAUAAAAAUAGUGUACGAAGAGGUGGCCGACGGACAUCCAGACCUUCCAAACGUGAUAAAUGUGAUACACCAAAUGUAACAAGUGCCUCUAGUGAUGUAGUCUCGACUGAUAGUGCAUCAACGAAAUCAUAUGUGCCUCAAGAAAAUACUUGUCUCCCCAGUUCUGAAAGAACUGUCAUUGGUAGAGAAUUGUCUCCUCCUACCAAAGAAGUGCCUUCGUCUAUACCGUCCUCCAAAGUUAUCAUUCAGAAAAUUCGACAGAAAAUUGGUGCCAAAGAUCCUAAUGACCUGGAGUUUGAUAACAAUGUCAGACCUGAAGCUGAUGGCAGUGAAGACAACGAUCCAGAUAUCGAGGAGCUUUCCAAAUUGAGAUGUCCUUCCGUCUGUACAGAGGUGAUUGCUGAGAAGGAGAAGCGAAGACAGAAGCGGCAGAGACGAUGUGCCGACUACCCAGGGCUUGCAUUCGGACGCUCGGUCUUCAGCUCGGAUACAAUGAUGAAAUUCACCAUGAUCUACAAUGAGCUACAUAACACGCUGAAUUCUCAAUUAAAAAGGGCUGAGAGUGAAGUAGCUGCAUUAAAUCGUCGUAUCCAACUUUUGGAAGAAGAUUUAGAGCGUUCAGAGGAGCGUCUUGCCACAGCCACAGCCAAGCUUGCCGAAGCUUCACAAGCAGCCGAUGAAUCAGAACGGAUACGGAAAGCUCUUGAAAAUAGAACAAAUAUGGAAGAUGAUAGAGUUGCAGUUCUAGAACAGCAAUUACAACAAGCCAGAUAUAUAGCCGAAGAUUCUGAUAAAAAAUAUGAAGAGAUUGUGUCAAGGAUUUCAAGGUAAAGCCUUUACCUUAACGAACUGAACUUAUUGAUUACGAAUAUGAUUUAACGAAACGAACGAGCCUUCGUUUGAAAAACGAUGGAAUGCCUAAUGCAUUAGUUCUUGCCAGAACAGUAUUUAAGACAUCUGAUGUUUUAACCUGUGGAUGAAUCACGAAAGCAAAUCUUUUCUGUGUCUGAUUUCAUUCGAAGCUUUUUGGAAGCUAUUCUCUACUGUCCUUAACUUAAAUAAGUUAGUUGCCUCUGACAAAUCUCAUCAAAUUAAGUGAGAAGUCAGUGGGCUUUCUUCACCUGACAUGUCGUAUGGUGUCUUCUUGUGUCUCGAUAGAUUUUUUGAAAACCAGAGUUAAAGAUAAUCUCUGCAUGUUUGUAAGGCAUAUUCAAGGUGCCUUAUUCCAAGCUUUUUUCUCAAAUUCUCCCUUGUGCAUUAUGCAAAAAAAUUAAUUUUUGCAUAGAUGAAGCUCUGUUUGAAUUUGAAAUUAAAAAUGAUGUCAGAAACAUUAUGAUAAGAGCAAUGAAUUCUGGAAAAAAAUCACUCGGCUUAAAUUUUUAUUCGCAUAAUUAUUAAAUCACAACUUUAUUGUAAAUGCUCAGAAUGUCCCACAAAAUUUUUUGAAAAUGGUAUCCUUUGUUUGACUUCUGAAUAAUGCUUAACAUUAUAACAGCAUUUAGUAGAAUGAAUUAAGACCUCAGCUGUACUAUGAAAAUCUAAAAAUCUAAAUCCUCUUGCACAAAUAAUCAUGAUUGUCUUGGAAGACUGUGCCGCAACAGGAAAGGAGGAAAAAAGAACCUGUGAAACGAUUUGCCUCAUGACUCAAUUACAAAGAACGUAAUGAUUAGAAUUAGAACAUUUCUCAAUCCAAAGGGGAAAAAUCCAUCCUAGUUUAUAAUUGUGGCUUUUUAACGUUUCAAUUUUUGGAAUAAAGCAAUCUUUGUAGCCUCCUUAUUAUCAAGAUCAACAUGAGGAGUUUCAAAAUUUGUGGAUACUAUCGAUCUUGUUAUCACUCAUGUUGUAUGCCUUUUUAUUGAUUUCUUUUUGUACGUUUCGAAAUGUUGCAAGAUUGAUGAACCUCAUGUGUAAAACUACUGAAUAUUUAUCAAAUGGAGGGAAUUUACUUUACUUUACUUGAAACAACAAAGUCAUUUUAACUGUUAGAAUGUAACGAACUGAAGUAUUACCUUUCUCAAACUUCAGAUUGAAAGUGAACCCUCUCAAAGUACAAUUUGUUCCUUCCUUCCCUUGAACGCAUCAUCAGACAGUAAUACCAGCCACUGCAUUUAUGGAGGCAAAGUUUACCAGGGGUGCAGAAAGUUCAUCAGUGAACACUUUCACCAGCAAAACACUAAUUUUCCCUAAGCACUAUUACACUGCGCAGUCAAAGUAGUUCUGACCAAAAAUCAGCAUGGUCAAAGUAAAUUUGACAAAAGUUAAGUGCAAGUGAAGUAAUUUUAAUAAAAAUAAGUGCAAUUAAAAUUAAUCUGACUAAAUUUGAUCAAAAAAUCAGUGCGGCUACAGCCGGAGUUUACAUUAUUCACACGCGAGAUGUAUUUCGCCAGAUCAUGAACAUUUUGCACCCCUUCCAGUUGUCAGAUGAUAAUUUUGUACCUAGCAAGAUUCAAUUCAGAACCAAUGAAUCAUUAAUAAAACGGAAAUGUCAAUGCCAACAACUAAACUUAUUGUGAUGCUGGUGUAAUCCAUAGGGUCCAUUUCAAAAUCGAAUACAGCAAACUAAUGUAAGAAGUCCAUAAUAGCACCUGGACUAAUUUCUCUAUCCUGCCAGCCCACGGGAUGAUUGUGUAACUUCACUUGGUCACGUGAAAACUCCUUGGAGUCCCUUUGUAGUGAACCAGAAUUAUCAAGGAGACCUAAAACUAUUUUAGCAGGACAUGAUAAAAGUGAGGGACCAGGAACCUAAAUUGAUCAAACUGGAAAUCUUAAAAUUUUGUUGUAUGAAAUGUUGCUUGCUCUGUAGUUUACGAACCUCUAAGACUGAUCUGUUAAAUGGCAUCAGCUAAGUUAAUUUUUCAACAUUUCUGUGAUUUAAGAAAGACAUUUUAAGUACCUAUGGAAGCCCAAGGGAAUUCAAACCUAAAUCAAUUUAGUGUUACUUAGUAAAAUGGAUCAAAAUUGUAAUUUUAUUUUCAAGCUGUUCUACUGAAAUAACUCAUCAACAAGCUCUAAAUCGGUGAAUAUACUAUUUAAGUUGGGGACCUUGGAAUGUCUUAUGUUGAAGAAGAAUAAUCACAGAUAAUUUAGUCUCUGCACAUUAUGAAAGCAUUAGUUUGAUAGUUAAAAACUAAAUUUUAACUACCUCUUUCCCAACAAUCUUCAUGGCUUAUAAAAGUACCCUUGUGACUCACAAAUGAGAAUCAGGAAGGUCAAAUUGUUGCAUCAUUUGUCAUAUCUUCUAGUGAAGGUCUCCAAGUUGAAUGUGAAAGCCAUCGUGAUUCUUGUUUAAGCUGUAGCUGUUACUUUCCAAAGAGCUAUUAUGAGAGAAAAAAGCGAUAUUUUUUUAACAGUCCUUUAAGGGGUCGCCCAUAAAUUUUGCAACAUUAUUGUCACAGUAGGGAGGUGUGAUAGUUGGUGCAAAAGGAAUAGGAGCUGUAUCAAAUCCAGGGGUAUACACUGGUCCUAAUGAAAAAAAAAUUGAAAUAUUAAGGAGUUGAAGAUUCUGUUAUGCUCUUUUGGGACUGGCGAUGCAGCGUAUAUUAGAAGGAAUGACCAUUGUUUAGCCAGUAUUUAUAAUUGUCCAGAAAUCCACUGUUUUGAUACAAGUACACUAUAAAAAGGAUUUCGUUUUAAAAAAAAAAAAAUGUAAAGAAAGUGUAUUUUAUUUUUCAUGAAUGAAAAUACUUGAAUGGUAGAAUCUUUUAGCUCAUGAAUGCACCCACAUCGCUAGUGUCUGCAAAUUUUUUCUUAGUGAAUCGUAGAAUAGUCCCUUAAUGUAACGUAAUGAAUUUUGCAAGGAAACAAAAGACUCACAAUCAGUUGGCCCUUCGUUUUUGUUUUUUUUUUUUUAUAUGCCACCAAGUGGUUAUCAUUUUGUUGUGUAAGAAAAAGCAAUUCGUAAUAUUCAAGCUGUGUUUUGAGCCUUAGGAAAUGCUCUGAUAGCAUCAGAUUCUUACUUUUUUGCUUCCCGUUUUUCUUUUCUAACAUGUAUGCAUAAUCUAUUCCCUAGUUGGUAUCUACCUAUAUAGUCUUCCAUUUAUAAUUACCAAAUGAAAGUGGGUGAGAGGUUGUGAAUUUUGAGGGAAGUGAAAGCUUAAACUGUAAUGGCGAUUUCUAUGAAAUACAAGGAAUGUUUUAGCUGUAGAUAAUUCUCGGCAACUGUGACAAUUCUGGACAGAUUCUGUUACUCUUUAUGGUUUAUUAAAAAUAUUUCGCUUCUCUCAACCAACCGUAUCUUUGAACCAAGCUCCCCUUGAAGAAUUCAAUUAAAACCCAUGUAGUAUUUCCUUAUUUCUAGUCCUUUGUCAAAAUUUGUUUUAUCAUCUAUUGUAAACAGAUUCUCAGGGCAAACUUCUAGUAGAAAGAUAAUUUUAUGAAUUUUCAUAAGAUGACGUUUUUACUUCAGAAAUGGGAUUUUUUUUUGUCGUUUUGUGUUUCUUCCUCUUUUUAAUUAAUUUAAGGUUUAAAUUAUAUUUUAACCAAAAUUGUAGUUAGAUAAAUCGCAUAUUUGUCAAACUCGGUAUUCAGGCAAUCUAUUCAUUUGUAAAACAGGCCCAAAAAAGUCAAAAUGUUUAAAUUACCUUAAUAUUUUAUCUACUUACAUACCUGAAAACUAUAUUUCUCCAAUUUGUUUCCAUUAUUUUCGCAGAAAUAGAACAAAAUAUUAGGUUUCCAUUUGGGUUGUAUGUUUAUCCCAUCCUAUUUUUAAAAGGGUGUUACUGUGAUAAGUAAUAUAAGAGAAGUUUUAGGUUUUUGUUAGAUAUUGUGCCGCUGCUAAAGCUACGGAUGUUUAAUAGAUGACUCCUUUGCGCAAGAUUGAGAAUGUUUCACUGCGUUCAGUUUCUAAAACUUCAGUCUGUUUUCAAAAGUCAUCAUUUGUUUUUUUCUUGUCAUCCCCAUUAAGUUGGGCCAUGGAAACAAGCAACAAGAUAAUGAAGCAUAAUAAUUUCAGGAGAUAAAUGUUCAACUUCCAUUUUUUGAAAUGAAAUUUCAAAUGAAAAGUAACGAAACUCUGAAUUGUCUCGUCAAGGUGCAAAAAAGGCUCGAUCAACAGAUCACAGGAGAAAUGCAAAGGCAACUGAUAAGAGUGAAAAUGCAGAGGCAGUAGGCAUUCAGAAUUUUCCUUUCGUAAAUUUUAUUCAAAUUCCCUCUUUGUAAUACAAAUGAAUGUGCUACUUAUUGUGAAGGAAGUAGUGAAGCGCGCUCUUUUAUGCAUAGAAAAUAGUGAAGCAGGCAGUAUUACGUGGUCAGCAAUGUGGAUGCAAAAAACUUUCUGUAUCUGUUGUUCAAUCCUGCAAAACGCCUCUCAUUGUAAUUUGUUCCAAAAUCAAGACAUAAUAAGUCAGUAGACAGUUUGAAAUUAAUAGAUUUUUACCAGCUAUUCAGUCAUCACAGCUCUUCCACUUUUAUUGUUAUUUCUACCUAUUUUUUACUUUAUUUCUUGUAAGGAAUUAAAAACUUUAUCUCUUAGAAACCAAGUAAGUACAGUGGGCUGAUAAAUCAUACAAGCCGUAGGUCACCUAGUCUUCCAUCUUAAGAGGUCUGCCGAAAUCUCAGGAGUGAUAAAAUUUGAAAUUUAUGUGAUACGUAUACCCUAACUGCACUAAAAUAUGUAGCAAUAUUCCAUCAGAAUGUGAAAGGUCUGACAGUCCUUAUCGGGAAAAGCAGGGACUUACUGUAGUGCUUCUCAUCAUGCAGUUCAAACGUCAGCCAUUUUGUGUUCACAGUCAUCUUGAGGUAUCAUAUUGCCGUGCCAACAGAAACCAUCCCAAAAGGAAAUUUCUAUGUAGCUAAAUUUUAGCACUCAUCUUCCAACAUAUAAGUUUUGGACCGUAUUGGUCUCAGUUUCGUCUUCUUGAUCCAAACAUUGAUGUCGCCCUACAUCAUUAAACAUUUAAUCUUAAAGGUGUCCGUUUUCUUUGACUACGAAAAAUAAUAGAUUCUAAAUUCCUUUUCUUCAAAGCCUUGUAAGUUUCUCUGUACAUCUUAUAAGUAUUCAAAUUUGUUGUGCCAAGUCUCCUCUCAUAAAGAGGCCUCCUGUAUGUCAAUGAUGGCAAAAAGAUCCAUGUAAACUGUCCAGUAACCCGAAAAGAGUUUAUGAUUUGAUGGAUUCUUCGCAACUUAGGUUUCACGGCAUUAUUGGUUAAAAUUUGUCGGUUGUCAGCCUUACUUUAUGAUAGGCUAAUCUGGCUCCUAUGAAAAAAAAGGAGAACCACAUUUAUCUUCGACUUAUUACUAUUAUAAAGCCACUAGUGAGAUUUUCUUAGUGAAAGAUUUCCCAAGUUGAAUCAAGUGAUCUUUUACUAUUCUCUUAGCAUUGAAGUAGAAUGAUGUAGCAUAGUAUAGACAGCAAAUGUAGAAUCCUCUACAAUCCACUGUCAACUCCAAUUUUCAAAAGUCUAUGGAACGUAUCGGUAGACAUUUCCAUUGUGGAUCUCAGUUUGCUGUACAUUAAUGGUUUUUUUUUUUUGCUCUCUUUUUUAAGUUUCCAUCAAAAACUAAACCAGGUUAUGAAAAUUCACUCAAUUUUAAAAGUGAAACUGUCUCUCAGUUAUAGUAGUCAACGGUUUGUUUUUCUAGUAAAAUGACAAAUCUACUCACAAUCACAGUGUCAGAGUGGACGACCUGUUAAUGUCUUUGCAAGAUCAAAAAAAUCAUUUUCAUGGUUAAAAAUAGCAGAUUCCAACUUAAUCAAAGCAUGCAACCAUAAUGAAGAGGUAGUUGUAGUUAUCUAUGCAAAGCUUUGCUUGACCUGUAAUCAGAAAUCUGGUCCAUCUAUUACUCCUAAGAACUUAACUUAAAUGUCCAGGGAUUGAAGAAAUGCAACCGAGAUGGUUCAUUCGGGAAACGAUAAGAGAAUUCUGCACCCUGUUUCAAUUGGAGGUAUUUAAAUAACUACAAACUUGAAGAUUCCUGGUUUUGCAAGAGAUAUAAGGUCAUCGUUUUGUCCAGAAACUGUGCCUUAUUUAAGAUUUUUGUUCUUAGUCUUAGCUUGGUUACCUUUGCAAGUUGGUGCUAAGACGAAUGCUGAAACUACUUAUAGUGUCUAUCUUUUUUGUAUUGUAAAUAGUUAAACUUCUUGGUUCUUACUGUUUUUUAUCUCUGUUAAACCAGACUCUUAAGUAAGGAUUGUUAUUUAUCAUAUAAUUUAUUCAAACCAAUAACUCUUAUUAUUAAUAAAAUGACUUUAUUUUUAUCA